Messenger RNA from Mytilinidion resinicola, 576 nucleotides. RefSeq names its product hypoxanthine guanine phosphoribosyltransferase. Gene Ontology annotation, cellular component: cytoplasm. NCBI's taxonomy places the organism in Eukaryota, Fungi, Ascomycota, Dothideomycetes, Mytilinidiales, Mytilinidiaceae. Gene Ontology annotation, biological process: XMP salvage; IMP salvage; GMP salvage. The transcript is spliced from 3 exons. The annotation marks the transcript as partial. The record is from RefSeq and is a predicted model, not a curated record. Gene Ontology annotation, molecular function: hypoxanthine phosphoribosyltransferase activity.
CAGGUCCAUAAGCUCUGCCAGGCAUCGGCAGAGCGGAUCCUCGAUGAAUUCCAUCCGAACCUCAUGAUCGCCAUUGGCGGUGGAGGCUACGUGCCCGCGCGCAUAUUGCGAUCAUUCCUUAAGAGGCCCGGCAGCCCCAACAUCCCCAUCCAAGCCAUCGGGCUCUCCCUCUACGAGUCCCUCGGCACCGACGAGGUCGAGGAGCCCGGCACCAAGGUCACGCGAACGCAGUGGCUCGACCUCAGCAGCCUCGAGAUGGCGAACUUGAUCGGCAAGAACGUGCUAAUUGUGGAUGAGGUGGACGACACCCGGACGACGCUGGAGUAUGCGGUGCGCGAGCUGCAGAAGGAUGUGGAUGAGGCGGCUAGCAGGCUCGGAAGGCUGAGCGAGAAGACGAAUUUCACCAUCUUCGUGCUGCAUAAUAAGGACAAGCCGAAGAAGGGACAUCUGCCCACGGAGAUUAUUGGCGAAGGGAAGUAUUUGGCGGCACAGACGGUUGGGGAUGUGUGGAUUAACUAUCCUUGGGAGGCAACGGACAUCGACGAGCAUGACCGUAUGGCUUAUGCGAAAAAGUAG